GUACCCAUGGGAGCAGGCCAGUCACGUGCCCCUUCUUCGCAGCAGAACGGGUCAAGCUAUGGAGAAUCUGGAGCUAAUCAAUCCGCUAACAUAUCCGAAGGUGAAAGAUUGAAGCAUGCUCGUAGAGCUAUGGCUGCCGCAGCAGGCGGAGAGUGCCCAAACACUAAAAUCAAAAGGGAACCGGAACCUGAAGCGUGUAGUGGAUGUCCAGUGGAAGGCUCUAUCAAUCCAAUGAACAAUGAGUUAGAACAUCCCAAUCAAAAGCCAGCACCAGAUCAGCCAUUUCCUCUACCCAAAGAGAGGGAAAAAUCAACUAUUCCCAGGGCAGGAACCAAUGAAACUUGGACGUACCCCAGCCCUCAGAUGUUCUGGAACGCUAUGUUGAAAAAAGGCUGGCGUUGGCAGGAGGAUCAGCUCUCAGAAAAAGACAUGGAAAACAUCAUUCGCAUCCAUAAUGCAAAUAACGAGGAAGCAUGGCAUGAGGUGCUGAAGUGGGAGAAUCUGCUGCAUCCAGAGUGCGCGGAACCGAAACUGAAGAGCUUCAAAGGAGAUGCCAAGAAGAUCUCUCCUCGAGCUCGGUUCCGCAACAUAUUCUUGGGAUAUGAACUUCCAUUUGACCGGCACGAUUGGGUUGUCGAUAGAUGUGGGAUUAAGGAGGUUCAAUAUGUCAUCGACUAUUAUGAUGGCGGUUCUGUCGAUCCUCGCUCAAAAUUAUUCACUAUUCUCGACGUUCGGCCUGCACUCAACGACCUAGGAAAUGCCUGGGAUCGAAUGGUGGUCGCUUAUUGGCGGUUCAAAUUCGAUUUUCUCGGAAUGACUCCGAAGUUGCCUAUUCCACCUACGGAAGGAGAUGCUCAUGUUCAGCACUAG
Messenger RNA from Cylicocyclus nassatus, 870 nucleotides. Lineage: Eukaryota; Metazoa; Nematoda; Chromadorea; Rhabditida; Strongylidae. The record is from the annotation of a GenBank genome assembly.